Galendromus occidentalis (western predatory mite) is the source of this 1461-nucleotide messenger RNA. RefSeq names its product probable serine/threonine-protein kinase DDB_G0277449. The record is from RefSeq and is a predicted model, not a curated record. Bases 1 to 1461 code for a protein of 486 amino acids. Gene Ontology annotation, molecular function: protein serine/threonine kinase activity; ATP binding. NCBI's taxonomy places the organism in Eukaryota, Metazoa, Arthropoda, Arachnida, Mesostigmata, Phytoseiidae. The transcript has 9 exons. Gene Ontology annotation, biological process: peptidyl-serine phosphorylation; intracellular signal transduction.
AUGUCGAAACGCUUGCAUUUGAGCUCAGACUUCUCUUGGGUGUGUUGUGGUUUUUCGAAUUUCCUGAGACGGCGACGGGUGUUCAAACUGACGCACACUCCAGAAGAGUUUUUCGUGAACGAACAGAUGUGCCUCGUCACCUACGAGAUUCUCGUCAGAUUUAGGAAGAAGGUGCUGAGUAGAGGCGAUAUCUUGGAUGAGGUCGAGAAUAUCUUUGGACUCAUCGCAGAAAUGUCCAUCAAAGCGAUAUCUGCCGCCCGCUUGGGCACAGUGCUUUUCGACGAGCUCUUGAACGUCAUUGUUGAUCUUAUGGACGGUUUCGAUUCGCCCUUGACUUGGAAGAGGUCGAACCAGAAAUUGCGCGAUUCGCUCGAAAACGCCCUACCUGCCAGACAUCCGAAAAUACUGCUGCCCUCGAUGGACAGCUUCCGGGAGCAUAGUCUCAUCGGUCAAGGAGGCUUCGGGACUGUGUACAAGACGACUUUCGGAGGAAUGCCCCUGGCAUUGAAGCUGAUUGAACGACACACUUGUGAGCCAUUUAAAGGUCUAUUCCACGAGAAAGCAGCGAUUCGUCUCCUCAGACAUCCGAGAAUUGUUGUCACGCAUGCAUCGUUCAGAUGCUCGAGGGGUUAUGUUCUGCUCAUGGAGCCGGUGAAUGGCAUAGAUUUAUAUCGGCUGAUCCAUUCCUUCCGUAACCUCUCUCACACGGUGACGAAAUUCCUCACGGCUCAGCUCGUUUCGGCAGUUCUGUACAUGCAUUCGACCGGCUUUCUUCACAGAGACAUUAAGCCGUCGAAUGUGAUAAUCACGAGCGGCUGUGCGCUGAAGCUUUGCGAUUUCGACACGUGCAAGAUCUCGAUAGGGAAAUACCCAUCGGUCAGACCAAGCAGGAAUUUCAACAGACGGUCAAGUGCCGAGUUCCAUGACGCCAUGUUCAACGGUACUGUGACCUACACUGCUCCUGAAGUUUUGAAUCAACUUCCGUGGUCGGUCGGUCUGACCAAUUACCACAUGUACUGCGGAUCCUCACCUUUCCGCUUCUCGCGCUCGGUUAGCCGCAAACGCAUGUCGUACGUACUGAGAACAUACAAUAUUAUCUAUCCUGCUUGGUGUGCGGCGACGGCGGACUUUCUGAACUUUAGCAAGGUGCUUCUGAGAAAGAACCCGCAACUGAGACUGGGUUCGAAAUCGUACCGCGAUCUGGUGGGACACAAAUAUUUCUCCGGGAUUCCUUGGAGCGCCGUUGAAAGUUCUUCAGCGGUCCUGCGCGAUGAUCAGAUCGAAGGCAUGCUCGGGGUUGGCGAAGGACUCAUCACUAAAACACUGUUGAAGAAGAAAAAGCGGAAGCAUUUCAUUGAGUUGGUCGAUAUGCAGAACUGUCCGCAUCAGUACCCGUUACUGACGUUCGUGUCCGAAGAAUUCGGAAAACUGCUGUUGGCGCGGUCUUCGGCCGAACAGUAA